UAUUUCCCUUUUUUUCUGAUUGAGGAAAACGACGAGUUGCCAACUGGUGUUUGUGUAAAAUGUAUUGGGGCCUUGGAAUUUUUAUGUGACUUUUACGAUUGGUGUCAUCGAACUCAACAAUCGUUUAACGAUCAGUUAAAAAAUAAUUUUGACACGUGUGAAAAUUCGGAAAACGAAUCGGACAAGGAAAAUAUAUCACCCGAACAAAAGUCAAAGCGUAAAUUAAAAUUUAAAUCAUCAACAAUUAUUAUUGAACAUGAGAAAAAUUUCAAUAAAAAUGAUUCAAAUGAAAAUGAAAAAUUAUUAAUUUCACAACAAGAAAUUAUUGAUAUUGAUUUUGAAAAGGAAAAUUGUUCAACAAUAUUAACAAAACCAACGGAAAUAAUAACAAAUUACAAUAACGAAAUUUCUCAAAUUCACGAUAAUCAAGUUUAUUUCAAUCUUGAGAAUAUAAUUGUAAAUCAAAAAAAUUUAUCAACCACAACAUCAGCUAAUGUUAUUAAUGAAAAUUUUGAUAAAAAAAAUCAAUUGACAAAUGAUAAUAAUAAUAAAAAUAAUAAUAAAAAAUUAAUUGAACCAACAUUGGAAGUUUGGUUAAAAUCAGGAAAUGCAAUGAAUAAAAAGCGUAAAAUUGAUGAUAAUAAUCAAAGUCAAAUUGAAAAAAAAAAAUUACCACGUAUUUGUGAAUCAAGAUAUAGUAAAAUUUCUGAAUUAAUGACUGAUGAACAAAAAGAAACUGUUGAAAAUUAUUAUCGUGUCGAUAUGACUGUUGUCGAUGAAAAUAAAGUCGCUGAAAAUAUGACAAUUUAUUCACGUAAUGAAAUUGAAUGUAAAAUAUGUCGACAAAAAUAUAAUCGUAUGGAUAAAUGUCAGGUACACAUUUGGAGGCAUUUAGAAAUGAAACCAUAUUUAUGUACUGCCUGUGAUUUUACAACACUAACAGUUUCAAAUAUACGUUGUCACAUUAGAAAAAGUCAUUUGAAAAUAAAACCCUAUGUGUGUCCACUUUGUGAGAAACAAUAUACAUCACCGUCAUCAUUGCAGGAACAUCUUAAUACACACACAGGUGAAAAGCCAUAUCGUUGUGAUGAAUGUGAUUUUUCAAGUGCCAGUAAACAAGUUUUGUCUUAUCACAAACUCACUCACAAACAGGAAAAGGAUGUCGAGUGUGAUGUGUGUGGAAAAAAAUUUUAUUCAAAAGGACGACUUCGUAGUCACAAAUUUAUACAUAAUAAAGACACUUCAUUUAAAUGUAAAUUUUGCUCAACAUAUUUUAUGAAUAAGGAAGCACUCGAGAAACAUUACAGUACAUCGCACGUUCAAGAUUAUGAAUGUAAUAUUUGUAAUAAAACUUAUAAAUCAAGAAAAUCGUUACACAAUCAUCAAAAUGUUCAUUCGGAGGCAAAAUAUCAAUGUUCAUUGUGUCCGAGAAGGUACAAAAGUCAACAUAUCUUGAAAGAACAUCUUUUAAAACAUGGUGGAAUUAGAAAAUAUAAAUGUAAAACUUGUGAGAAAACUUUUGCCCAACAAUCACAUUUAUCAGCUCAUAUGUCCGUUCAUAAGGGAUUCAGAUUCGAAUGUCCUGGCUGUAAAAAAUGGUUUAAUCGUCAUGACAAUAUGAAAGCACACACAAAACGUUGUAGUAAAAUUUUAGAUGAUCCCACAUUAAUGGAACUUGUUGCAAAUAAUACAAAAAUGAAAACCGAAAGUUGCAGUAGUAUUGAUAAUAUGAGUGUUUCAUCGAAAAGUUCAUCAGUGACAUCAGUGAAAAUAAUUCCAAUGAAUGUGACAACAAAAAUGGAAAAAAAUGUAAAUAUGGAAAAUUACAAUAAUGAUAAUGAUGAUAAUGAUAAUGAUGAAGAAGAAGAAGAAGAAGAAGAAGAAUCAGAUGGUGAAUAUCAUUAUGGUAAUAAUGAUAAUAAUUCACGUAAAACAAGUGAAAUUUUACAUUCCUUGGCUGAAAGUGAUGACGAUGAUGAUGAUGACAAUGACGAUAACGAUGACAUGAAUGACAAUCGAAACGAGGAUAUUAUUAAUAGAGGCGAAUUAUCCGUAACGGAAAAUAUUCUCUCACCCGAAUGUUUCUGAUCAAAAAAUGAAAAAAAGAAAACAUUUUUUUACAAAAAUAUUUUCAACAAAUUUUCUAAUUUUUUUUUUUUCAUUUUUUUUUUAGUAAAUUAUUAUUUUUUAAGAGGAAUAUUUUUUUUACACUCCUUUUAAUGGGGGGCGGGUAAAGAAAACGUCGAUUUUUUUAUUUUAAAAUUUAAUGCACGAGAAUCGAUAAUAAAAUAUUAAAUCAGGGAAAAAAAAGAGAAACAAAAAAAAAAAAAUUGUGAUAAAAAAAUAUUUUUUUUUUAAUAGAAAAUUUUAAAUAAUUUUAUUUUUUCUAUUUCUUUCUUUUUAAUAUUUGUUUUUUCAAAUAAAUAUUUCUAUUUUAUUGAAUAUACUCGCAAAUAAAUAUUGAAAAAUUAUUUUAAUUAUUCAAAAACAAAAAAAAAGAAAGGAAACAAUUUUGUGUAAAAAAUAAAUUUCGAUAAAUAUUUAUUAAUUAAUUAAAUUAAUAUUCGCUGUUAAUAAAUUAUAUUAUGCAUAUAUAGUAAAAGUAAAUAUAAAAAAUAAAUAAAUUAGUUUAAUAAGGAAGAAAAUUAAGUUUUUUUUUUUUUCUUUGUUCUUCUUUUUUGGAAAAAUAUUUGAAAAUAUUGAAUUUGACAAUUUUUUAUUAAGAAAAAAGUGAAAAUAAUUUUUAGAUCUUAUUUUUUUUUCAACAUUUAAAGCGAGUUUUAUCGAUACUAAUUUUUUUCAUGUAUAGGUUUCUCUUUUUUUUUUACAAAAAAAAAAAAUUUCAUUUCUAUUUUUACUACGAAAAUUUUUAGUAAAUAAAGGAAAAGAAAUUUUUUUUUACUAGCGAAUAUUUUAUCAUUAUAACUAUUUUGUUCGAACGGUACUUGAAUUUCGAAAAAAAAAUAAUUUUUAAUUUUUAAAGAUAAUUUUAAUAUUUGUUUUAAAAUUAACUUUUUUAUUUUUUUUUUCUCUUGUGAUUUUAAUAUUUAAAUUUUAAGACGAGCAAAAAAUUUUUGAUAUAUUUUGUUUUUUUAGUACAAAAAAGAAAUAUUAUAAUUGAUAAUUAAUAAUUGCAAAAAAAAAAAAGAAAUUUGAAUUUAUUUUUCAAAAAAAAUUACAAAAAUUAAAUUAAAAUUUAUCAAAAAAAUUUUUCGCCUCUUUUUUUACAGUAACUUUUAUUUUUCUUUUUUUAAUUCAUGAUUUCUCAACGAUUUUUGUUUUUGCAAUUUUCGUUUCGCCGUUAUUAAAAAAGGGAAUCAAAUAUAAUAAUACAUAAUAUUUAAUAAAAUAUAUAAACAAAAGAAUUGAAAGUGUCUUUCGAACAAGGACAAAAAUUUAUAACAAUAAGUGCGUGACAAAAAAAGAGAGGAUAAUAAUAAUAUAUUUUUUUUAUACUUGUCAAUUUUCAUCUCUAGCGAGAGACUUGACCUAUAUAUAUAUAAAUAAAUAAAUAAAAUAACGAAUUUAAAUGGA
Molecule: messenger RNA, 3534 nt
Organism: Leptopilina boulardi
Lineage: Eukaryota; Metazoa; Arthropoda; Insecta; Hymenoptera; Figitidae
Product: zinc finger protein 501-like
Exons: 7
Coding region: 613-2088 (491 amino acids)
Source: RefSeq, a predicted model, not a curated record